Molecule: messenger RNA, 1050 nt
Organism: Chironomus riparius
Lineage: Eukaryota; Metazoa; Arthropoda; Insecta; Diptera; Chironomidae
Source: the annotation of a GenBank genome assembly
CACUGGCAAUUAUUGAUCUCCCUCCAAAUCAUCCCGUUACUUAUAUAUUUUAAUUUAAAUACACAUAAACUUUCAUUAAUACAAAUUAUUGUCUUUUAAAUCGAAUUUUCUCUCAGAAAUUAUUUUGAGCCAAUCUAUAAGUAAAAUGAAAAAAUUGAAAAUCUAUAUAAAGCACAUGUCAGAACAAAGCAUCAGUUUAGUAAAAGGAAACUUAAACAAUUUAAAGUCGCAAGGAUGCAGAACGUCGAGCUGUACUCAAAAAAUAAUAAUUGCCAAAAAUCAGCAUCAAGAAAAUUUUACAAUUAUUUUGGUGACCUUUUGAAGGCUGAAUUUAAAAAUCAAGAAAUUUCCUUAAUCGAUGUUGGAAGUGGAUGUGGCACAAUCUUGUCGGAAGUGACGGUUGGUGAAAGUGGAUUGAAAUUUGCCAAAAUUUUCGGCGUCGAUAAAAGCGAAAAAAUGGUGAAUUUUGCGAGUGAAACUUACGGAAGUGAUUUGAUGUCUUUUCGUUACAUGGAUGUCAUUGAUAAAAUUCCUGAUGAUUUGAUGAGUGAACAAUUUGACAUGGUCACGUCUUUCUACUGCCUACAUCAUGUUAGGGACCUAAAGAAGGCUUUCGAAACGAUCAACGGUUUGCUGGCUGUUAAUGGACUUUUUGGUUGUGUAUUUUUUACUUGGCAUACAUUUAUUACUGCUUGGGAUGCCUUAACUGAGAAGUAUCCAGUGAUGAGCAACUGGAGGAACCGCUUUACACCACUUUUUGCUGUUGACAAUCCUGACGAAAUUAUUAAAAAUAAUUUAAGUGAAAGUGGAUUUGAAAUUGUUAAAUUUAUUGACGAUAGAAAUGAGUUUUAUAACUUUAGUGUUCCAGAAAAUAUGGCAAAAACUUUAGAUGCAAUUAAUCCAUUCUUCACAUCGAUGUCUGAAGAAGAACAAAAACAAUUUUCCAAGGACCAAAUGAGCAAAAUUUUCGAGCUUCAAAAAAGCGAGUCGCUUGUUGAACCUUUUAGAGUUAUAUACUUUGUCGCAAGAAAAACAAAGACUUGCUGUUAG